This is a messenger RNA of Exophiala viscosa, 1142 nucleotides long. RefSeq lists its product as uncharacterized. The transcript is spliced from 4 exons. Bases 261 to 989 code for a protein of 242 amino acids. The record is from RefSeq and is a predicted model, not a curated record. Gene Ontology annotation, molecular function: voltage-gated proton channel activity. Gene Ontology annotation, cellular component: plasma membrane. Lineage: Eukaryota; Fungi; Ascomycota; Eurotiomycetes; Chaetothyriales; Herpotrichiellaceae. Gene Ontology annotation, biological process: proton transmembrane transport.
GAUGACAUCAUUGCUUCCGGAGACGACUUCCAAGCUAACGCAUGACCGUUGAGCAUGCCCAUGGGAUUGCGAAUCCUAAGAUCCAAAGGCCAUGAGUAUCACAAGCACCCAUCGGCCAAUUGGCUGACUACCAUACACGGCUUCCUCCGCGCAAGUCGUUAACCGGCCCUGCAUCCGGCACUCGAAGGUAAAGCCGUCCAGUCGACCUGCUCUCUUCAUCCCUGGUACAACUUCCAAUAACGUUGCCUCCACCUUUCGCCAUGGAAGACCACGAGUGGCAAGCCUACACCGAGCAGACUCCCCUGUUGCCCUCUGACCGCCGAUACCUCUCAAGCCUCCGUCAAUCGCGCGACUUCAUCGCCUGCCAUAUUGUCAAGAUUCAUGGCGAAGACUCUUGGGUGUGGAGCUUGCGCAAUCGUCUUCAGCGCUUCUUUUCCAGCAAAUGGGGACAUUACUUUGUCCUUACCCUGGUGGCGCUCGACAUCAGUUGUAUCUUCGCCGAUUUCCUCAUAUCUCUCCACAUAUGUGAACAUGGUGGCGAGAAGGGUUUCCACUACAGAGAGUGGAAUAUGACGCAGAAUGUGUUGAACUAUGUCAGUUUGGUAUUCUCCUGCCUGUUCAUGGCAGAACUGUUGGGCAGCGUCUUCGCUUUCGGCCCUGGCUAUUUCAAAUCUGGUUUCCACGUCUUCGACGCCUGCGUCAUUGUUGCAGGCUUCAUCGUCGACGUGCUCCUUCGCGGUCCGAUCGAAGAAGCCGGUUCGCUCGUCGUGAUUGGUAGAUUGUGGCGUGUGUUCAAGAUCAUUGAGGAGUUCUCUUCUGGCGCAGAAGAUGAAAUUGCUGAGAUGCAGGAGAGAAUUGAACAGUUGGAAAGGGAAAAUGAUAGGGUCACCAAGGAAAUUCAAGAGCUGAGGUUUCGAGGAGUCCAAGCAGAUGGCGACGCCCACAACGGGGUUGAUGGUGUGGCGACUCCUCCUCUGGGCGGUCCUUGAGGCGUUUAUCUGAUGGGACAUUGCGGCGAUUGGCAGUCUAUCAACGUUCAUGGUUUCAAAGGCAGGGAGGAGCAAAAUGGCGGAACUUCACGAUACUCGGACACGGUAGAAGCUUAGAUAAUGUGGAACUUUGUUACAAGGGGAUUCAUUCAA